Molecule: messenger RNA, 656 nt
Organism: Melanotaenia boesemani (Boeseman's rainbowfish)
Lineage: Eukaryota; Metazoa; Chordata; Actinopteri; Atheriniformes; Melanotaeniidae
Gene: lhb
Product: luteinizing hormone subunit beta
Exons: 5
Coding region: 173-610 (145 amino acids)
Biological process (GO): ovulation; G protein-coupled receptor signaling pathway
Cellular component (GO): cytoplasm; extracellular region
Molecular function (GO): hormone activity
Source: RefSeq, a predicted model, not a curated record
CACUGACAUGGAGUGGACUCCUGCUGUAAACCAUGUGUUGAAGCUGCAUGACCUUCACCACGUUUGGUCCAUGUUUGGUCCUGAGCAUCAGACUCCAGCAGAGCCCUGUGUGCUGUAUAAAGCCUGAACAGCACAGCUGACCUCAUACUGCCAGCAGACACCUGAGAGCAGGAUGGUGGCACAGGUCAGCACCAUGACGGUUCCCAUGAUGCUACUUUUGGGAGUCUCUUCUUUAUUCUGGUCCCUGGCUCCAGCAGCGGGCUUUAACCUGCCGUUCUGCCAGCUCGUCAACCAGACGGUGUCCCUGGAGAAGGACGGCUGUCCCACGUGUCACCGAGUGGAAACUACCAUCUGCAGCGGCCACUGCUUGACCAAGGACCCCGUCAUGAAGAUCCGGUACAGGAACAUGCGCCAGGAUGUGUGCACGUACCAGGACUUUUACUAUAAGACAGUUGAGCUUCCUGACUGUCUGCCUGGCGUGGACCCAACCGUCACCUACCCCGUGGCUUUGAGCUGCCACUGUGGCGGCUGCAACAUGGCCACAACCGACUGCACCUUCGAGAGCCUGCAGCCAGACUUUUGCAUGAAUGACAUUCCUUUUUACUACUAGUGUCACGUAACAGUAACUUAAAGCAAAUUAAAGACCUAAAGCAUUG